This is a messenger RNA of Labrus bergylta (ballan wrasse), 1656 nucleotides long. The record is from RefSeq and is a predicted model, not a curated record. Lineage: Eukaryota; Metazoa; Chordata; Actinopteri; Labriformes; Labridae.
GUCCUGUACCCCAUUCUGCCUGGCCUUCUGGACUACGACCUGUCCAGGGGGAGUCCUGAGCUGGAGGUGACUGUCGAGAGUGCUCCGGUCCUGGAUAAGGGUGGGCUGCAGGUCCCUGGUGAGAUCCAGCAGCUUGUGGAGGUUCUGACCGAGACCUGGAAACUGCUGUCGGACUGCCAGCUCCACGCAGAGAUUUCCUCGCAGCUCAUUGGCUACCUCUUCUACUUCAUCAAUGCGUCACUUUUCAACUCACUCAUGGAGAGAGGCUCGGAGCGGGGCUUCUUCCAGUGGUCCCAGGGUGUUCGCAUGCGGUCCAAUCUUAACGUUCUCCUUGACUGGGCUCACACAGCUGGACUGGGAGAACUGGCCUUGAAGCAUACACACACUCUCUCGUCUGCAAUUAAUCUGCUAGCUACACCUAGAAAGAUCUUAUUACAGAAAUCCUGGCUGGACCUGCGGUCUGAGUACCCUGCCCUGAGUCCGGCCCAGCUGAACCACCUGCUGAGUCUGUACAGCCCAGCGUCUAUCCUCAAACACACCUGGGCUCCGUCUGCUCUCGACCAGGCUGCGGCACAAAAAAACGAUGACAUCCUGGAGAGUUUCGACACCCAUCAUCCUCUUGUGCUGCCAGACAGUGGUUACCAGUUCCAACUGAGAAGCGAGGUCACAGAUGUGUGGCUGAGUGAGCAGCUGGACAAGCUCAAGGAGUUCAUUUGCACCCUCUCUGACUCAAAGUAUGAGGUGGUCAACGCAACUGAUGAGCAAAAGGUUGGUACCAAUCCCAGCGAGGUCAAACUGAUUAAGAUGGAUAUCCGACCAGCAGCCAGUCAGGAAUCCUUGGACAAAUCGGCUCCUGAAAUGGUGUCAUCUCUGUCUACUGUCCAUGAACUCCAAUUCCCCUCUGCUCCCUCUGCUCCCUUACCUCCAACACCCCCAUCACCACACUCUCCUCCCCCCGCUCAGUACUUUAAUGAGAUCGGCUCCUGCGGUGCCCUCCUUUUGUCCCAUAAGCUCAGAAAUCUGGAGAUGCAGAGCAGAGAGACCGACACGGGUUCAACGAGGAGGUCAGCUCUGGACCCGACCUGUCUCCCCACCCCACCUAACACCCCCCACAUCAUUCAUCCUAUCGAUUUGGUGAAGGCAGAUAAAUGGGUGAGGGGUGAGAGUGAGGCCCUCCCCUGGUCGUCCGGUGUGGAUGCACAUGAGAAAGGUGGAUUAGUGUUUGAAUGUCUGUCUGCACUGAAAGGAGACUCUUUGAAAUCAGAGUACCCCAGUUUGAAGAGAUUUGUUAAGCUUAAAGAGGAAGAGGAGAAUCAGGCGGAGGAAGAGGCCAAGGACCAUUAUGAUGACAAAGACUAUGAGCUUUUUAGUUUGGAGCUGGAGCGAGGUGCCUGUGGAGUUGGUCUUGCUCUGAUUGACACAAGGGACACCAACAUGAGGGUGAAAGGCGUUUUUAUCCGUGCAGUGGUCCCAGACUCUCCUGCAGCCCGCUGUGAGAAGCUGCUGCCAGGAGACCGGAUCCUGGCUGUUAAUGGAGUCAGUCUGCUCGGAAUGGACUACCAGAGUGGAAAGGAGCUGAUCCAGUCAGGUGAUAGACUGAGGUUACUGGUGGCCAGAUCUGAAUGGAUGUCUAAGGCUAUAAAGGCUGAUUGCUGA